AUGAGUACCAAAUAUUAUUCUGGCUCACCAAGGACUGGCAGUACAAAUUAUACUCUGGGAAUCGGGUGCAACAACAGUCAGGAAAUGUCCACCACUGCCUCUGUAUUCCUGGCACUUCUCUACUUCCUGUUACCUCCAUACACUUCUUGUGGAGAGAGUAAGAUCCUGGUGGUGCCUGUUGAUGGCAGCCAUUGGAUCAACAUGAAAAUAAUCCUUGAAGAGCUUCACUCCAGAGGCCAUGAAAUCACAGUUCUACGCUCGGCCAAGAGUUGGUACAUCCCCAGCAACUCCUCCAUUUAUACCUCCAUUAAUAUCCCAAUGUUGGAGGAUGAGGCAGACAGAGACUUUUAUAUUACAAUGAUCCAGGAUGUCAUGUAUCGACGAAGCUAUCCCAAUUUUAUACGCACGUUUUAUCAACAGUACUUACUCACAUCUGCCUUAGGAGAUGGUCAUACAAUUAUGGCAAAGUCAGCAGGUAAAAUUUUGGAGGAUGUUGUGCUAAUGAAGAGGUUGCAGGAUACAAAAUUUGACAUAAUAUUAACAGACCCAGCACUUCCUUUAGGCGUGAUUCUGGGUGGUUACCUCAAGCUGCCAAUGGUCUAUAAUGUCCGCUGGAUUAAUACAGGGGAAGGUCAUCUAACUAUAGCUCCAUCUCCUGUCACCUAUGUUCCUAUACCUGGAAGUGAACUUCAUGAUCAAAUGGAUUUUCAGGAGAGGAUAAAAAAUAUGUUGCAUUAUCUCUACAGCCUUUAUGAGUUGUACAUUGUCAUUAACCCAGCCUACACAGAUUUAUUCCAGAAACAUUUCCCUCCUGGGACUGAUUUGGUGUCUUUGGAGCUCUCAGCUGAUAUCUGGCUUUUCAGGGCAGAUUUUGUCUUUGAGUUCCCUCGACCCACCAUGCCCAAUAUGGUUUACAUAGGGGGGUUCCAGUGCAAGGAGGCUCAACCUCUGCCUGAUGAGUUGGAGGAAUUCAUGCAGAGCUCUGGGGAUCAUGGGGUGGUGGUCAUGUCACUGGGAACACUGGUGUCAGCUCUCCCAUCUGACAUUACAGAAGCCAUUGCUGCUGCUUUUGCUGAGCUCCCUCAAAAAGUCAUUUGGCGUUUUGUUGGUGACAAACCUUCAUCUUUGGGAAAAAACACCAAGCUGGUCAACUGGCUUCCCCAGAAGGAUCUCCUGGAACAUCCUAAAACUAAAGUCUUCAUAGCCCAUGGAGGAACCAAUGGCAUGUAUGAGGCCAUCUGUCAUGGUGUUCCUGUUCUGGGUUUGCCCCUCCUAUUUGAUCAAUUUGACAACUUACUCCGACUGAAAGUUCGCGGAGCAGCUAGGGUAGUGGAGGUCCGAUCACUGACCAAAGACAAUUUUCUGGAGGCUCUUAAGGACAUCUUGGAGAAUGCAUCUUACCGUGAAAAUAUCCAACGUCUCUCUCAGCUACACCGUGACCGACCAAUGUCUCCAGUGGACACAGCAAUCUUCUGGAUAGAGUACGUCAUCAGGAACAAAGGAGCCUCCCACCUUCGGUCCACAGGUUUCAAUCUGCCUUGGUAUUCCUACUUCUGUCUGGAUGUAACAGUCUUUCUCUUAGCCAUAACUGGAGGCAUUAUUUGUGGUUCUGUCUUGGCCUGUAAGGCACUCUGCUGCAGGAAGUCUAGAAUGAAGAGAAAAACAGAAUAAC
Messenger RNA from Poeciliopsis prolifica (blackstripe livebearer), 1672 nucleotides. RefSeq names its product UDP-glucuronosyltransferase 2C1-like. The coding region runs from base 1 to 1671 and encodes 556 amino acids. Gene Ontology annotation, molecular function: UDP-glycosyltransferase activity. The transcript is spliced from 2 exons. NCBI's taxonomy places the organism in Eukaryota, Metazoa, Chordata, Actinopteri, Cyprinodontiformes, Poeciliidae. The record is from RefSeq and is a predicted model, not a curated record.